Triticum dicoccoides is the source of this 1921-nucleotide messenger RNA. RefSeq names its product 4-hydroxyphenylacetaldehyde oxime monooxygenase-like. Lineage: Eukaryota; Viridiplantae; Streptophyta; Magnoliopsida; Poales; Poaceae. The record is from RefSeq and is a predicted model, not a curated record. Gene Ontology annotation, molecular function: oxidoreductase activity, acting on paired donors, with incorporation or reduction of molecular oxygen; heme binding; monooxygenase activity. The transcript has 3 exons. The coding region runs from base 95 to 1639 and encodes 514 amino acids.
GUGCGCCUGCAAAAUCAAAACCAGUGCUGCUAGCAUCUCGAUUGUUCCCAGCACAAGGACAAGGCGCUAGCUAUAGCAGUUAGUUGUGCCAAAAAUGUUGGUCACACUCACCACCCUGCUGCUCUCCCUAAUCCAGCAAUGGGAGCUCAUCCUCGUAGCACUCGUUUCUGUUGUUACCCUCCUGCUGUUGACACGGAGCCGGAGCAGGUGUUCCCAGAAAGAGAUGAAGCUGCCACCAGGUCCAGCGCCGGUGCCUUUCCUGGGCAACCUGCACCAGCUGGGCAGGCUUCCGCAUCGAACUUUGCGUGAUCUGGCACGGCUUCACGGGCCGGUGAUGCAGCUUCAGCUCGGCAAAGCACCGACCGUGGUUUUGUCGUCGCCGGAUGCGGCAUGGGAGGGGCUCAAGGUGCAUGACCUCGACUGCUGCACACGGCCUGUGUCCCCCGGGCCGAAGCGCCUCACCUAUGACCUCAAGAACGUGGCAUUCGCACCAUUUGGCUCAUAUUGGCGCGACAUUCGUAAGCUCCUGGUGGUCGAACUUCUCAGCGGGCGCCGCGUUAAGGCCGCAUGGUACGCACGGCAGGAGCAGGUGGACAAACUAAUAAGCACCCUUAUGCGUGCGGGAGGGAAGCCAGUGGCGCUGGACGAGCACAUCUUGAGCCUCUCCGAUGGCAUCAUCGGCACAGUGGCUUUUGGCAACAUCUACGGCAGCGAUAAGUUCACACAGAAUAACAACUUCCAGCACGCGCUGGACGAGGCAGCAGAGGUGUUAUCCAGCUCCUCGGCCGAGGACUUCUUCCCCAAAGCCAUCGGCCGGCUCAUCGACCAUAUCACCGGCGCCUUUGCCCGGCGCGAGCGCAUCUUCAAGCAACUCGACGCCUUCUUCGAGAUGGUCAUUGAGCAACACCUGGACCCUAAGCGCACCAAGCCCGACAACGGCGGGGAUCUCGUCGACGUGCUCAUCACCCACUGGAAGGAGCAUCGUGGCAAACUCAACUUCACUAGGGACCAUGUCAAGGCCCUAAUCUUCGACACGUUCAUUGCUGGUGUUGACACGAGCUCUGUGACGAUUCUGUGGGCGAUGUCCGAGCUGAUCCGCAGUCCGCGUGUGCUAAGCAAGGUGCAAGCCGAGAUCUGGGCUGUUGUGGGCAGGAACGAUAGGGUGCGGUCAGAAGAUGUGUCCAAACUCGAGUACCUUAAACUAGUGGUGAAGGAGACCCUGCGGCUGCACCCACCGGCACCACUGCUAGUGCCGAGAGAAACCAUGCGGCACAUCCAGAUUGGCGGCUACGAUGUGCCAGCAAAGACACGGAUCUACGUAAAUGCAUGGGCGAUUGGUAGAGACCCAACAAGCUGGCCUAACCACCCAGAAGAGUUCAACCCUGAGAGGUUUGAGGGGAACGAGAUUGACUUCAAGGGGGAGCAUCCUCAGAUGCUGCCGUUCGGCACGGGGCGACGGAUAUGCCCAGGCAUAUCAAUGGGCAUUGCCACUGUGGAGUUUACGCUUGCCAAUAUGCUAUGCUGCUUCCAGUGGGCGCUUCCUGAUGGGAUGGAGCCUGAAGAUGUCAGCAUGGAGGAGGAAGGAAAAAUAAACUUCCACCGCAAAACCCCGCUCAUACUAGUGCCCACCAUACGUUAGGGUAACUAGCACAAUGUCCGUGUAUGUGUAUUGCUGCGGAGCAAUAUAAUAAGGGUGUGUCUAUGGCUCAUAUAGAUGUGACAUAACAAUGUCACAUCUAAGUGAUGUCUAUGCACAAAGUGUGCUCCCAUUUUACUCCGUAGUUCCUCUUUUCUCUUGUCAUUUGUAGUUGUUGUGAUUGUCCACCGAUGUUCUACUUGUUGUCUGCAAACCUUUUGCUGAGCCUACUGGGCUUUUUGUUUUCGGUUGUCUGCAAAAAAAAUAUGUGAAGUGCUUGUAUCA